CUCUGGGGAGGGCGCGGACGGACCCACGGACCCUGUCGGGAUGGGGAGUGUGGCUGCUCCGCCAGGGUCCUGUGGGUGGGAGAGAGGCUCCGCGACCGCUGGUGGCCGGAGUCCCUCCGUGUUGUGCUAGAGAUGCUUUUCCUCUCGGCUCUUGGGAAAGCUGGUGCUGCUGCUGCCUGAUUCCAGCCGACAGAUCUUGGGACCGGGACCGGGGCCGGCGCUGGCGGCUGGAGAUGGCGGACACGAGAUCCGUGCACGAAACCAGGUUUGAGGCGGCGGUGAAGGUGAUCCAGAGUUUGCCGAAAAAUGGUUCAUUUCAGCCAACAAAUGAAAUGAUGCUCAAAUUCUAUAGCUUCUAUAAGCAGGCAACUGAAGGACCCUGUAAACUGUCGAGGCCUGGAUUCUGGGAUCCUAUUGGAAGAUAUAAAUGGGAUGCUUGGAGUUCACUGGGUGAUAUGACCAAAGAGGAAGCCAUGAUUGCGUAUGUUGAAGAAAUGAAAAAGAUUCUUGAAACUAUGCCGAUGACUGAGAAAGUUGAAGAGUUGCUACAUGUCAUAGGCCCAUUUUAUGAAAUUGUAGAAGACAAAAAGAGUAGCAAAAGUUCUGACUUAACCUCAGUCCGACUGGAGAAAAUCUCUAAAUACUUAGAAGAUCUUGGUAACGUUCUGACUUCUACUCCAAAUGCCAAAACUGUUAAUGGUAAAGCUGAAAGCAGUGAUAGUGGAGCUGAGUCUGAGGAAGAAGAGGCCCAAGAAGAAGUAAAAGGAGCGGAACAAAGUGCUAAUGAUAAGAAAAUGAUGAAGAAAUCUGCAGAUCAUAAGAAUUUGGAAAUCAUUGUUACUAAUGGCUAUGAUAAAGACACCUCCACUCAAGAUAUACAGAAUGACAUUCAUGCCAGUGCUUCCUUGAGUGGGAAAAAUGCUGAAGAAAUAAAGGCUGUAGAUGAAAAUUUGGAGCAAACUGGAAAAACUGCUGUCUGCAUUCACCAAGAGAUAAAUGAUGAUCAUGUUGAAGAUAUUUCAGGAAUUCAGCAUUUGACAAGUGAUUCAGACAGUGAGGUCUACUGUGAUUCCAUGGAACAGUUUGGACAAGAAGAGUCUUUAGACAGCUUUACGUCAAACGGCAGACCAUUUCGAUAUUACUUGAGUGGUGAUCCCAAUCAGCCCUUGGAAAGUCCUGGUUUUCCUGAAGAUGUUCAAGGAUCUCCGGGAAAUGGCAACAUUGGGGAUAUGCAGGUGGUAGCAGUUGAAGGAAAAGGUGAAGUAAAGCAUGGAGGAGAAGAUGGCCGAAGUAACAGUGGAGCACCACACCGUGAGAGACGGGGUGGAGAAAAUGAGGAAUUCUCUAAUGUCAGAAGAGGGAGAGGGCAUAGAAUGCAACACUUGAGUGAAGGAUCCAAGGGUCGGCAAGUGGGAAGUGGAGGUGAUGGGGAACGCUGGGGCUCAGACAGAGGGUCAAGAGGCAGCCUCAAUGAACAGAUUGCUCUCGUCCUCAUGCGCCUGCAGGAGGAUAUGCAAAACGUCCUUCAAAGACUUCAUAAACUGGAAACGCUAACUGCUUCGCAGGCAAAAUCAUCAACAUUACAGACCAGUCAUCAGCCUCCCUCACAGAGACCAUCUUGGUGGCCCUUCGAGAUGUCUCCUGGUGCAUUAACUUUUGCUAUCGUAUGGCCUUUUAUUGCCCAGUGGUUGGUGCAUUUGUAUUAUCAAAGAAGGAGAAGGUGGGACGGAGCCACCAUGGUUUUUGAAGGAGAGAAGUAGCCUGACCAUUUUAUGUCUUAAGAGGGAAAAUCUGGUGGCAGUGAUUAUAGACAACAGAAUGAAGUUGAUGGUCCAGGAAGAGAGCUAGUAAAUUAAUGAAAAGGGAAAGAGGAGUUUCUUACAGAGGAUAGUGACAGAGAUGAAAAAGUGAGAAGAAAUUCUGCAGGGACAGUAUUGGCUGGACUUACCUGCCUGAAUGUAGGGGCAAGGUCUGUGCUAUCACGAAGGUGGUGGAAUUGAGAGAGGGAACAGAGGAAGAGCAAGCUGGACAAGUCCCAUUCUGACACACAGCUGGCCAGUGGAAAGCUGAGUAGGUACUUUGUCCAUGUGUCUGCUGCCUAAAGAAAGUCGGGAUUAGAGCUGGAUAUUUAGGAAGCAUCAGCAAGGACAUGAGCACUGAAGUCAUGGGAGAUAGGAGAUUAACAGGAAGUAGGUGUAGGGAAAAAAGGGUAAGUAAAGGGCAGGAUUGUGAAGAAGAAUCUCCAUGUUUGGAAGAGCUGAAGAGCAGAGGAGUAGCAACAAAGUAGUGAGAAUGAGAAGAAGCCGGUAUAUCUGACAAGAACAACAUCACUGAGGACUGUUAACAACAAAGUGUCAGUGACAGGCGCCUGACUGGAUCAGUCCAUAGAGUAUGCAACUCUUGACCUCGAGGUUGUAAGUUCAAGCCCCACGUUGGGUGCACAGUUUAUUUAAAAAUAAAAAUCUUAAAAAAAAGAAACAGUGUCAGUUAAAUGGAAGGAUAACAGUCAGACUGCCAGAGCAAAAAAAUAUCAGGCAAAGAAAAGAGGCAACCUUUGAGAAGGGAGAUGGUGAGGGGAACAAGGAUGGAAAUUAUUUUCAUGCUAAGGAGAAAGGCAACACAGGAAUAAAAAUAGAAGGGGUGGAGGGGGUGUGGGGAAGAUGAGACAGUUGAUCACCAAAGGAACCCAAAGAAAAGGGAAGCAACUGAUAAUAUCAAGGUGCUCACAUUAUGGACUGAACUAUUUUGCUCCGAGAAAAGACAUGUUGAAGUCUUAGUCCUGAGGUCCUUGGAACGUGCCAUUUGGAAAUAUGGUACUGGCACUUAUAAUUAGGUAGGUUAAGAUGAGCUCAUACUGGAGUAGGGUGGGCCCCUAAGCCAAUGUGACUAGUGUCCUUAUAAAAACACAGCCACGUGACCAUGGAGAAACAGGGAGAGCAGCAUAUGAAGAGGGAUGGUUUCAGUGUGGCACCUGCAAGCCAAGGAACGCCAAAGACUGCAGGCAAACCACCGGAAGCUAGAAGGGGUGGGGUAGUUCCUUCACACCUCUUGGAGGGCGCAUGGUCCUGCCCACACCUUGAUUUCACACUUCCAGCUUCCAGAACUGUCAGACAGGAAGUUCCUGUCGUUUUGAACCAUCGGUUUGUGGCACUUUGUUACAAUGGUCCUAGGAAACCAAUAUAGUUGGUUCCAGAAUGCAGGAAGGGAACGUUCUUCAGAGAGCAAAGGGGAAAAAGAGAGGCUAAGUAAAAAUGCUAUCCUGUCUUCCUAGGCUGCAUCCAGAAGACGGCUCAUUUCUGGCUUGACCUUUGUGGUAAGGGAGGAAUAAGUGAAGGUAAGCUCUAAUCAGGCUGCCGACUGAAGUUUAGGCCCGACUUUGUAUUCCUGAGCCAAAACUGGAACAGACCUGAGAAGACAUUUAGAGUGAAGAUAAUAGAGCAGGUGGACGGUAGGGUUUCUCUGGAUCACUGAGACUGAAACGGAAGGCAAAGAACAAAUGGCUGCAUGUCUUCUUUUACCAUAAUAAAUAAAUGCCAUAUUUAU
Molecule: messenger RNA, 3543 nt
Organism: Lynx canadensis (Canada lynx)
Lineage: Eukaryota; Metazoa; Chordata; Mammalia; Carnivora; Felidae
Gene: ACBD5
Product: acyl-CoA binding domain containing 5
Exons: 14
Coding region: 234-1760 (508 amino acids)
Biological process (GO): fatty acid metabolic process; autophagy of peroxisome
Cellular component (GO): peroxisome
Molecular function (GO): fatty-acyl-CoA binding
Source: RefSeq, a predicted model, not a curated record